CGCCCCUUUACGGAUUACUUAAAAUGGCGGUCAUGGGGCGGGGCCGCCAGGCGCGGGGUACGCUGGGAACAGCGCGCGGGCUGCCGGGAACGGGGCGGAGCGCGGCCGCGCCGGCGCGUCGAGGGGGAGAGGCAGCCGCCGCGAUGGACGUGUUCCUCAUGAUCCGGCGCCACAAGACCACCAUCUUCACGGACGCCAAGGAGUCGAGCACUGUGUUCGAGCUAAAGCGCAUCGUCGAGGGCAUCCUCAAGCGGCCGCCGGACGAGCAGCGGCUGUACAAGGACGACCAGCUUCUGGACGACGGAAAGACAUUGGGCGAGUGUGGCUUCACCAGCCAGACAGCACGGCCUCAGGCCCCAGCCACUGUGGGGCUAGCCUUCAGGGCAGAUGAGGCCUUUGAGGCCCUGCGCAUCGAGCCCUUCUCCAGCCCACCCGAGCUGCCGGAUGUGAUGAAGCCACAGGACUCAGGAAGCAGCGCCAAUGAACAAGCUGUGCAGUGAGAGGUCCCCCAACCGCCCUACCCCCCCAAUAAAAGAGAUUUGGGUGUCCA
Orcinus orca (killer whale) is the source of this 550-nucleotide messenger RNA. It is a transcript of the gene ELOB, whose product is annotated as elongin B. Gene Ontology annotation, biological process: transcription elongation by RNA polymerase II. Gene Ontology annotation, molecular function: protein binding. Gene Ontology annotation, cellular component: elongin complex; VCB complex. Lineage: Eukaryota; Metazoa; Chordata; Mammalia; Artiodactyla; Delphinidae. The record is from RefSeq and is a predicted model, not a curated record. The coding region runs from base 24 to 500 and encodes 158 amino acids. The transcript has 4 exons.